Molecule: messenger RNA, 1077 nt
Organism: Coniophora puteana RWD-64-598 SS2
Lineage: Eukaryota; Fungi; Basidiomycota; Agaricomycetes; Boletales; Coniophoraceae
Exons: 2
Source: RefSeq, a predicted model, not a curated record
CCACCCGCAUUCGCCCCAUACCAGGCCAGCUUCUUCGUGUCUGGUUCUGGCUCUGUCGUAUCUCAUGACCCACACCUCAACGAGGACGGCGAGGCCCUCUACCGCUUCCUCCUCGGACACGCGGCCACUCCCCCUGACUUUGUCCUCCGCUGUCGUGGCUCCCACUCUGAAACACACACCCGUCUCGUCACACACCGCGACAACGAUGGCCACACUCACCACCGCUCAGAGCACUACACAGAACGCGUCCCAGACUUUGACUUUGCGAUCGACGUGGGCCAGAACAUCGUCGGCGAGCCCAUACACUGGACCAUGCAGGACUCCACCCCUGCCUCCCGUGGCCGCAUGUUCCUCGAGGUAGGCAUCGAGGACACCAAACGCAGGGCCAAGCGCAGCGAACGCAAGCUCGCCAAGGCCUGGCAGGCAGAACGCACAGGCAAAGGUCUCCCGCCCUGGGUAGCCAUGGACUUUACCUCGGACCAUGCCAACCCUUCGCAGCCGAACACCGUCUUCAGGUCAUCCUGGACCCUCCGUCAGUGGGCCGACGACUACUGCACGAGCCAAAAGUACCUCAAAGAGUUCGACUACGAAAAGCUCGUCUACGGCUGGAACUUCGACGCCCUCAAGGCCGCCGUCCGCUCGACCAUCUUCAGCACCCACUACCGCGGCGACAUCUCCGUCGACUUCGAGACCACCGCAGCCCACGUCUCCGUCCGCUCCGACAACCCCCUCUCCCGCGCCCUCUCCAAGACCUGGGUCAAGGUCAUCCUCUCCCUCCUCCUCAUAUACCCCUUCAUCCUCCUCUACCGCCGCUACGCCAGCCACGGCGGUGGCCGCUGGGCCGUGUGCGGCGGCGCGUACGCCCUCAAGAGAAUGGAGCUCAUCGAGCCCGAGCCCGAUACCAAGGCCCCGCUGCCUGCCUUCCAGGACGACUACAUGGACGAAGAGCCACCUGCCGCCUCGAGCUCGCAGCCGUUCGGUGGUUCUUCCGAGGGCGCAUCCCGCAUCGUCGGCCUUCGGGAGGGCGAGUGGUUCCGCCAGUGGGAAGGCACGAUAAGGAGGGCCGUCAUGAACCGC